UCUCAGAACUCAAACUAAGCCUCCCAUUGAACCAUUCUUUAAGUCUCAACGCAACACAUUCAUUUCCUAAUGGCAGCCACUUCCUUGGCCCUCUCAUCUGCUUUUGCUGGACAAGCAGUGAAUGUAGCUCCAACGGGUACUUCCCAGAAUUCAGGCAAUGGACGUGUCUCAAUGAGGAAGGCUGCAGUCAAGCAGGUUUCAUCUGGAAGCCCCUGGUACGGACCAGACCGUGUCAAAUACCUCGGCCCUUUCUCUGGUGAAUCUCCAAGCUAUCUUACAGGUGAAUUCCCAGGAGACUACGGCUGGGACACUGCUGGGCUUUCAGCAGACCCCGAAACCUUUGCCAAGAACCGUGAACUUGAGGUGAUCCACUGCAGAUGGGCAAUGCUUGGAGCUCUUGGAUGCGUUUUCCCUGAGCUUUUAGCCAGAAAUGGUGUCAAGUUUGGUGAGGCUGUCUGGUUCAAGGCUGGAGCCCAAAUCUUUAGUGAGGGCGGCCUUGACUACUUGGGCAACCCGAGUUUGGUUCAUGCCCAGAGUAUCUUGGCCAUUUGGGCUACACAGGUCAUCUUAAUGGGUGCUGUUGAAGGUUAUAGAAUUGCUGGUGGCCCACUUGGUGAUGUUGUCGACCCACUUUACCCUGGUGGUAGCUUUGACCCAUUGGGUCUUGCCGAUGACCCUGAGGCUUUUGCCGAGCUCAAGGUUAAGGAGAUAAAGAAUGGUAGACUGGCCAUGUUUUCCAUGUUUGGGUUCUUUGUGCAAGCUAUUGUGACAGGGAAAGGACCAUUGGAGAACCUGGCUGACCACCUUGCUGACCCUGUUGCCAACAAUGCUUGGUCUUAUGCAACAAACUUUGUCCCCGGAAAGUAAACUUAGAUGAAAUCUGAUGCAAAUUUGUAUGUGGAUUAAUUAUGAACAUAUUAUUGUAUUGAGGUUUUUUGUUUCACCUGAAUCACAUUGCUUCCAUCA
Erigeron canadensis is the source of this 966-nucleotide messenger RNA. Its product is annotated as chlorophyll a-b binding protein of LHCII type 1-like. Gene Ontology annotation, cellular component: chloroplast envelope; plastoglobule; chloroplast thylakoid membrane. Bases 70 to 867 code for a protein of 265 amino acids. Gene Ontology annotation, biological process: photosynthesis, light harvesting in photosystem I; response to light stimulus. The record is from RefSeq and is a predicted model, not a curated record. NCBI's taxonomy places the organism in Eukaryota, Viridiplantae, Streptophyta, Magnoliopsida, Asterales, Asteraceae. The transcript has a single exon.